CGCAAUAUUAUUACUCGUGUCGAAACCGCAUGGGUGUACCCUGAAACUGGGUGAACCCUCCUUAAUUAAUUACAUAACUGAGGCGAAAAUUGGCAGACAUACCCCACCUACUGUAUGUGGUCAUUGAUUCUCGAUUAUUAAGACACUAGUUCCCUAAGUUCAGUCUCAAAAUCACACAAUCCAAAUGUUUUAUUGGAUUGGUUUAGAAUGAAAAAAUGCACUUAACUUUCGUAGGUACAUGCACAGUACUGGUUUUAUUUCAUAAAGAGAAAAAGCAUCAUGGCAAAGCCAAGGAGAGACUUUUAAGUAACUACACCCAACUUUGCUUGCUGCAACAUGCAAAUUUCUGACUCAGUCCCGUGUAUUCGCAGACACAGUUGUGGACUGCUUAAUAUGAGCUAUCAAAUAGAUCAGCCGGUGAGAAUGAAAAAUAUUGAUGAAAGUGGACAUCUAAGAAGAACAGUUUACAACUGAUAAAUCUAUUUAGUAUAAAUAAAGUUGGAUAGUUAUGUACGUUUAGCCGACCUCCUGCACUGAACAUGCACUAUUGCACUGGAACAAUAAGUGGUAGACCUUAUACCUCUACUCUCUAGGGAAAACAGUUGAUAGAUCUAUCUAGAAUAAGUUAGUUGCAAUUUAUGUUUUCUCUUCUGGAGCACUGAACCAGAAUAUUUUAGUUUAAAAAUCGAAAGUCAUUGAAGUGUGCCAUGGUUCUCAGCAUUCGUCAGUGUGGGCAUUACGGAGGUGUGUCGCAUAGCAGCCAUAUAAACCUAGAACUGACCCCCGGCAUACAAAUCUCAGUCGUACAGUCAUCUGUCAUUCACAAAAUUAGUGUAAGAAAACUAACCCGUUAAGAACAAAGUUUUCAUCGUAAUUGUAAGAUUCCCUAUAAUUACUGCAAUUCAUCCUCGUUCUUUUCAACCAUGGCAAAGUUACUACAUCCGUUCACAGGAUCCGUUAAAGUAAAAUUCCGUAUGUAAAUUAGCAAAUUCCAAACGUAGCUGAAUGAAAUUACUAGAAGAUGAUUUGCAUAAGUAAAUAUCAGCCCACUGCAAUUAGCCAAUCGUUGGCACAAUUAAUUUGGAGUAGCCAAUGGAAACGCUUGAAUUUCGCGGGUAUUAUACCUCACAGACGAAGCAGCAAAUGAGAUUCACGAUUUACUCAGAGAUUUACUAUAAACACACGCCACGAGGACAGACGAUACUAUACUGUGACUAUACCCCGUCGCGUGUAGCGUAACAAGUAUGUGUUAACUAUAUUAACCAUCUAUAAUAUUACCUAACAUAUCUGACAUAUAAUCUGUCGACACAUACUCAAAUUUCAUCAUAUAAACAACAAGAAACUUAUUAUUCAGUCAAUAACAAUAGAAAUCUCAGCAGAGAAGGAAUCAGAGACCAAAAAUGGGUUCGAAUCAACAAGAUUUUAAUAACCAGGCUUUUGUACCUUACGCUAUCAACGGCGGGGAGACGGUGUAUGUUCCGAACGGCAAGUACGACACGCUUGAUUGUAAAGACGAUGGUUAUGUUAAACCGUUUGUAAAUGUCGACCCGAAUAAAAAUCACGAAUAUGAAAACCCGGCUGAUGUGGCGAAGCGAGCGGGGUUGAACCGGGCUGGCAGUGGUCCUCGUCGUAAGAAGAACCAACUUUACGGCGAUACGAAGAAACAGAGAGUGCGUUUGCCCGAUACCCCUACAACACCAACCGACGGCGCGGAAUCCUCGCCUCUCGUAGUCACGAUACAACAGGAACACGAAAAAUCAAAGACGCGAAAAUGCGACAUAAAAAUGGUGAUAUUUUUUAUUUUGGUGUUGUGUCUGAGCGCCGGCGGGCUUGCUCUAAGUCUUCUCAACAUGUUGAAUAAAGAAAAUUGCCUGUGCUCGAGACGAGGUAAGAGAUUACAUAAUUCUAACAACACAAAACGUUUUAUUUAUUUUAUGCCGGAGCAUCUUCCUACAGUAUAUCUUAAAGUUGCCCGCUUUCACAUGCAUAUAUACGCAAUCCGCGCGUCGUAUUUUAACACGCAAAACUAAAAUGUUAAUACAAAAUGCGCAGCAGCCUGUGAAUUAUCACACGAGAAAUCGCCGUAUUAGUUAGCAUCAAUAAAUCAAAUGGAAUUUGACCUCAUAUCAUUUCUAAUCGCAAUUCAUGUCAACAGAUUCUAACUAAAGACUAG
Paramuricea clavata is the source of this 2173-nucleotide messenger RNA. NCBI's taxonomy places the organism in Eukaryota, Metazoa, Cnidaria, Anthozoa, Malacalcyonacea, Plexauridae. The record is from the annotation of a GenBank genome assembly.